ACUUCCAUCAUUUGUCCCUUUGCCUUCUCUCAACGCUUAAUUUCCUAGUCUUUGUCGACACCCUCUUAAUCAUUUCCCAUCCACUCUUUUUUGUUCAAUAUUUGAUGCUUGAAAGAAAACUUCACACAUCUUCCUUAUGGCUCGUAAGGUAGCAUAUUGGCACCUGAUGCUGCUGCUAUUUUACAUCAUGGUCACGGCUUGCCAAUUCUUUGUCACAUCACAUGGUGCAAUUACUGAUGCUGAAAUCCUUGUCAACUUCAAGAACUCUUUGUCUACAAACUCCUUGCUAAGCAAUUGGAAUGUGUCAGACAAUCCUCCGUGCAAUGGUAGCACCAAUAAUUGGGUUGGUUUGCGUUGCAAUGGUGAUGGCACCAUCGAUAAGUUGCAACUUGAGAAUAUGGGCUUAACGGGCACCAUCAACAUAGACAUCUUGACGCAAUUGUCAAAGUUGAGAACAUUAAGCUUCAUGAAUAAUAGCUUGGAGGGUUCCAUGCCUCAAGUGAAAAAACUUGGCCCCUUGAAAAACUUGUUUUUGUCUAACAACAGUUUCUCAGGUAAAAUUGCCGAGGAUGCAUUUGAUGGCAUGAAUUCAUUGAGGGAAGUUCAUUUGGCACACAAUGAGUUUACUGGUGGAAUUCCAAGAUCACUUGUUUCCGCGCAGAAACUAACAAAGUUGAGUCUUGAAGGGAAUCAACUUGAUGGGAAGUUACCUGGCUUUCCUCAAGAAAACUUGACUGUGUUUAAUGCUGCAGAUAACAAUUUCGAGGGUCAGAUUCCUGCUAGUCUUGCUCACUUCAGUCCAAGCUCUUUCACAGGGAAUAAAGGGUUAUGUGGAAAGCCACUGCCUGCGUGCAAAUCAUCCAAGAAAAAGAUCAUGAUGAUAAUUGUGGUUACUGUUGUAGCUGUGGUUGCAUUAUCUGCUAUUGUUGCCUUUUCCUGCAUCUGUUGCCGCACAGCCAAAACACCCAAAUUCAACUAUUCCAAAAAGAAAAUUGCCAUGAAUGGCGUUGGAAAAAAGGAAAUUCAAUCAUCAGAUCAGUUUGGUGAUGCAAAAACGGUUGAUAAUGGGCAGUUGCAUUUUGUAAGAUAUGAUAGGGGUAGAUUUGACUUGCAAGACCUUCUUAAGGCCUCUGCUGAAGUCUUGGGCAGUGGUACUCUUGGUUCAUCUUACAAGACAGUUCUUUCGGAUGGACCUUCUAUGGUUGUGAAGAGGUUUAGGCAUAUGAGUAACGUAGGGAAUGAAGAAUUUCAUGAGCACAUGAGAAAGUUGGGAACAUUGUCACACCCUAACUUGCUCCCUCUAGUGGCAUACUACUACAGAAAAGAAGAGAAGCUUUUGGUUUCUGACUUGAUUGAAAAUGGCAGCUUGGCUUCUCGUCUUCAUGCCAAGCGUGCUCCGGGAAAACCAUGGCUUGACUGGCCAACACGGCUGAAGAUUGUCAAAGGAGUUGCCAGGGGGUUGGUCUAUCUCUACAAAGAGUUCCCAACAUUAGCUCUGCCUCAUGGUCACCUAAAAUCCUCCAAUGUGCUUCUAGAUGAUACAUUCGAGCCCCUCUUGACAGAUUAUGCUCUAGUUCCUUUGGUUAAUAGAGACCAUGCUCAACAAGUUAUGGUUGCCUACAAGUCACCUGAAUUCACUCACUCUGACCGCACUACAAGGAAGACUGAUGUGUGGAGUCUUGGUAUACUAAUUCUGGAAAUCUUGACAGGCAAGUUCCCUGAAAAUUAUCUAAUGCAAGGCAGGGGUGGCGGUGCAGAUUUGGCAACUUGGGUUAACUCAGUUGUUAGAGAAGAGUGGACAGGAGAGGUAUUUGAUAUGGAUAUAAUGAGGACUAAGAAUUGUGAGAAAGAGAUGCUAAAGCUGUUGAAAACUGGGAUGUGCUGCUGUGAAUGGAAUAUGGAGAACAGGUGGGAUUUGAAGGAGGCUGUAGCCAAAAUUGAGGAUUUGAAGGAGAGAGACAAUGACAAUGAUGACUUCAGUAAUUCCUAUGCAAGUGAAGUCUAUUCUUCUAGAGCAAUGACUGAUGAUGAUUUCUCUUUCUCUGUCAAUGGUUGAAUUGAAUGAACAAAGCUAGCUCACUACUGUUAUUUUUCCAAAUUAUGCAUUGGCCCAAGGGUUGGAGUAGCUACAUUAAGAUGAAAGGAUAUAGUUUGUUGCAAGUGCCACUUUAUUUUGCCCUAAUUCAUAUUUGCCCAUGUAAUGACACUGGUCGAGUUAUAUUUAAGUUCUUUAUGUCCUCUUGCUGCUA
Messenger RNA from Populus trichocarpa (black cottonwood), 2249 nucleotides. Its product is annotated as pollen receptor-like kinase 4. The transcript is spliced from 3 exons. The record is from RefSeq and is a predicted model, not a curated record. Gene Ontology annotation, molecular function: protein kinase activity; protein binding; ATP binding. Gene Ontology annotation, biological process: protein phosphorylation. Bases 137 to 2056 code for a protein of 639 amino acids. NCBI's taxonomy places the organism in Eukaryota, Viridiplantae, Streptophyta, Magnoliopsida, Malpighiales, Salicaceae.